Messenger RNA from Mycena citricolor, 1084 nucleotides. The record is from the annotation of a GenBank genome assembly. NCBI's taxonomy places the organism in Eukaryota, Fungi, Basidiomycota, Agaricomycetes, Agaricales, Mycenaceae.
ACCAGCCGCCUUCAAGCAGCCUCUGCCCAAGAAACAUGCUCGCCCUUCGCCACUUCACUUCGCUCUUGCUCCUUGUCUCCACCGCUUUCGUGGCUGCCAGCCCCGCUCCUCUCCCCGAGGUCGGUGCGGUUGCCGCCGUCGAGGAGCGCGGCUCCGGUGUCGAUGUCGUCGGAAUCAUCGUCACUCUCCAGGCCUCGGUCGCUGUCGUUCUGCCGCAGAUCGGUCAGUUGGCGGUUGCUGCGGUGCAGCAUAAGCUGACCACACAUCUAGACAACCUCUGCACCAGUGGCCUAGCCACCGACCUCACCAUCGCCCCGCUCAUCGUCGAGCUGGAAGCCGCAAUCGAGAUCGCCGUCGUUGCUCUCGGCACCGUUUCGCUCUCCGGCAUCGGGUCUCCGUCCCAGUGCGCGGGUCUGAUUGCUGAAAUCAUUGAGGACAUCACGCACACCAUUGAAAGUUGCGAGGGCGCGGGCACCAUCCUCACGCUUGGAACUCUCGUGGCUGGGCUCGACCAAGCGAUCCAGGGACUGCUGCUCACAGUCGAGACUGUCCUCGCGGGUGUGCUUGUUCUCGUGGCUGGACUGAUUGUUGAUGUCGUUGCGCUCCUGAAAUCGCUUCUGUUCGGCCUGACCCUGAGCUGCCUCGGACUCUGAUCCCAUAAGCGGGACCGAGAUGAAUUCGAAGUUGGGAAAUCUGAGCCGCCUAUGAAUCUCCCUUUCUGUUGUUCUACAUAAGCAUGAAAUUUUGUUCGUUUUUCUGAAUCUCCGUUAUAACUUGUUUUUUCAUAGUCGCAACCUUGAUGAUACGUCCGCUCAGGAAUUCCAACAUUUUAGGUGUCAGCAGCCCUAGCCGUCUGGAGCCUCUUAGUCCGCAUCUACUUUGGCCGAUAACUCACCUGUCCGGAAGAACCACGCAAAUAUCGUCCAUUCAAUCUUGAUUUCGAUUUUCCGAAUGUGCUGUGACACAGUGUCCGUCUUCUGUAACCAUUUUCCCGGGCAUCCAGAAUUUGCCGCGUGAGUACGCAGAUCCCUCGACAAAAACAGAGAGAUAUGAUAUUCUGCCAACGUCCGCACGUAGACAGACG